Lucilia cuprina (Australian sheep blowfly) is the source of this 1129-nucleotide messenger RNA. It is a transcript of the gene mms4, whose product is annotated as crossover junction endonuclease EME1. The record is from RefSeq and is a predicted model, not a curated record. Gene Ontology annotation, biological process: mitotic intra-S DNA damage checkpoint signaling; double-strand break repair; replication fork processing. Gene Ontology annotation, molecular function: nuclease activity; DNA binding. The transcript has a single exon. The coding region runs from base 103 to 1023 and encodes 306 amino acids. NCBI's taxonomy places the organism in Eukaryota, Metazoa, Arthropoda, Insecta, Diptera, Calliphoridae. Gene Ontology annotation, cellular component: Holliday junction resolvase complex; nucleus.
UUUACAAACAAAAACUUAACAAGAAGAAGAGAAGAACAACUAAACUUGAAAUUACAUGAUUUAAAUUUUAAAAUUUGUCCCUGUUUUUGAAAAAGAUUUGCAAUGGACAAACCAACCGAUAAAUUAUGGAAAAAAACCAUACGAGACCAGCAAAAACGUAUUAAACCAGGAGAGUGUCAAAAAUAUGUACGCCUUGUGGUAGAUUCCCACAUAUUAUCGGCACCAUAUGGACGUGAGUUUAUAGCUGAACUUAAUCGUGCCGCGGGAGAACUUAAAUAUGACAUUAGAACAUUACCCAUUAAGGAGUCUAUAAUAUGGGAACGCAGCAUGGGUCAAUUAGCACUAAAGCCCAGUGAAGUUAAUGCCUUAAGUGAGGUAUGGCAAAAAGAAGAUCAAGUUGUGAAAAUCUUAACUCAGAGCGAAUUGGUGCAAAUGAUAAACACCUCUACUUUGCACACAUUAGCCGAAAGUUUUAAAAAACAUUAUGAGAAAAAACAACAUAUUGUCUUGUUUUUACGUUCGGCUGAAAAACAGACCACAGCCAUCUCUACGGCUUUAAUAGAACUGCAAAUAUUGCAUCAGUUAAAAGUAUUACAAGUUCAACCGCCUAUCAGGGAAUUAUUGCUACAGCUAAAACGUUUAACAAAAUCCAUAGCUGAGGUUCCGUAUAAAAAACAAAAGUCGGAAAUAUUGUCCACCUUUAAGAAAUUUCUUGCCAAUGACAAGAAACAGUGUGUUCGCGUAGAGGGCACUAAUGGUUUUGGUCGUUUAUGGCAGCAACAUUUAAAUCGUUUACCUCUGGUCACGCUCGAAGUGGCCGAAACUAUUAUAGAAAAGUAUUCUUGUCCGAAAAAACUUUUAGAUGAUCUCAAAAAUAAUCCAGAUGCUGUUAAGGAAAUAUCCGAUUUGAAAAUUAAACGUUCCGGUCCAGUAGCUUUGCAAACCGAUCGACGUAUUGGUAAUGUAUUGUCCUAUAAACUGUAUAUGCUUUAUAAUUCCAAGGAUCCGAAUACGUUAAUUUAAUUUAUUCAAAAGUUUAUACUAUUUUAUAUAUUGUAACAUCAUUUCGGUUUCCUAAGAAUUUUCAAUAAAUUGUACUCUAUAGCAAUAUGUUAUGUUGGUGUUUCUA